UUGUAGAGUCUUUACGCACCAACCGCACAGCGAGAAGCUCGACACGCUCUCUCCGGCAACACCAGACUGCUUUUUCCAUUUACUUUCACUUUGGACUUGUUAACGACACAUUCCCCGAGUGUGCCUGUGUGAUGAGGAGCUCCUCACUGAGGAAGGAAGGUUCUGGAUAACUCGUGCGACCUUCUCAGGUCACAGUGACCAUCGGGGCAUGAACACGACGCAAACACUGUGAGGAGGAGAAGAAAAGAAGAGGAAGAAGAGGAGGAGGAAAAACAUUCGACUUUGUUUUUAUAUAUAGAAACUGAAAUCAUGAUCCCGCCUGCCAGCUCGGUCCAGGAUGAGAGUCGAGGGGGAAAAGAGGACGAGCAGAACGAGACUCCCAAAUCCCCCAGCAAUAUUUCCAACCACGAGACCAAGAAUACUGUGAGGCCCGAACACCCCAAACGGAAGCUCCAGAAGCUCAAGCGUUCCUUGUCCUUCAAGACCAAAAGCGUUCGCAGCAAGAGCGCCGACAACUUCUUCCGGAGCAGCGGCGACACCAAGACGGAGCUCCUCUCCGACGUGAGCGGCAGCACGGGCCACCUGUACACCAUCGGCAUGGCGCCGCCGCACAUCACCACCGGCCCGCCUAUCCCGCCCGUGCCCCCCGCCAUUCCCAGCGCUCCGCCGCCCACGUCGCGCUCGCAGGCGCGCAACCCCCUGCAGGUGGACUCGGCCGGCCACUGCUUCAUGGAGCACAUCUUCAAGAAGCCCACCUUCUGCGACGUCUGCAACCACAUGAUCGUAGGUACCACGGCCAAGCACGUGGUGUUCCUGGCGGGAAACACGGCCAAGCACGGCCUGCGCUGCAAAGCCUGCAAGAUGAGCCUCCACCACAAGUGCGAGAACAACGUCGGACAGCAGCGCUGCAUGGGCAAACUGCCAAAAGGCUUCCGACGGUACUACAGCUCACCGUUACUGAUCCAGGAACAGUACGGCUGCAUCAAAGAAGUCAUGCCCAUAGCUUGUGGCAAUAAAGUGGACCCCGUUUAUGAGGCCCUCAGAUUUGGGACGUCUUUGGCUCAAAAGGCCAAGCGGCCCAGUGGCUCGGAGUCUCCACAGAGGAACUCGAUCAGCGACUUGCAUAAUGUUCCCGAGGAAGCGGUGGCUCACAGCAGCAGGCAGGCACUGUCAAGAAAACACAGCGAUGACGUUUUCACGGUUCUCGAGAACGGGGCCGAGCACUACCACCACCGACCGGAGAGAACGCGGCACAAUUCCGAGCUGGAAGACAGCCAUCUUCACCAAGAUGCGCUCCAGCUCAACACCUACGUGGCCUUGUACAGUUUUACUGCUCAGGAGAGCCAUGAUCUGGACGUGAGGGCGGGAGACAGAAUUCUGCUAGCUGAUGAAUCCAGUGAUGAUUGGUGGAAGGGAGUGAUUGAGGACAGGAUCGGUUUCUUUCCUGCAUCCUUCGCUCAUCAGCUACGGCCGGGGGACCAGGUCUUUCGGUGCAGCAGGACGUUCAUCGGCUGCAGGGAGCAGGGCCAGAUCACGCUGAAGGAGGGACAGAUUUGUGUGAGCGGUGAGGGCGCCAACAACGGUUUCAUCAGGGUGGCGAGCGGCAAGAAGCGAGGCUUCGUGCCCUGUGACGUCCUCGACAUCAUCUGAGCGGGUGGCGGAGACGCACUCGAGGAACGCCCACAAAGAGGAGGCGGCGUCCACCGGCCGUCGGGGGUUGACAAGGUCAAAGUUGACGGACUGCUUAUGAGGUGGGGGUCGCUGACGUUGUCAUCACAAAGGCGGACGGGAGGCCACACGGUGGGUGCACGACUCACACGGACGAGAAUACGAGUGUCGCUUUGUUUCUUUGGCUGCUAGCACUGGAUUUCAUCUUUUACGUUAUGGUAUUAACAGAACUGCAAGACGACAACAGCGUGUGUAUUGAAUACCCCUUUAAGUGUGCAAAAUCAGUUCAAUACAUUUUAAAAGAAUAAAAAAAUAUAUACAAUGUCAUUGUUUCUGUCAACAGGAUUUGACUACAUUUAUACACAAAAGAGAACUUGCCACACUGAAAAGGGACAACAAGACGAGAAUAAAGUUGUAAUCUUGGGCAAGUAGCGUCAUUGUUAUUAUUUUAUUUUCUAAAUAAUUUUUUUCUUUUUAUCUUGUUUUGCAAAAAUCAGACUCAAUUGUUUUAAGUGAUUUUUUUAAACUUCUACUUUUUGAAUUUAAAGAAAAAGUCCACAAAUGUUGAAAAAUGUUUUUUUUUUUUAACCCUUGAGACGUUAUAGUAUCACAAAAUUAAAGGUAAAACUUAAUUGGGAAAACCUUUUAUUAAACCCAAGGUAGUGAUAUAAGAAGGUGAUGUGACAUUUUUUAAUGGUACAUAUUUUUUUCCCACUCCUGAAAAAUUUUAUGCAUUCCUUGUGGCGUCAUUCUCUGUGAUUUUGCCAAAAUCACGACCUUCAGUUUUUUUUUUCAAUGUUCGUUUAUUUUUGAGUGAAUUAAAAUGUUCUUGUUUGAAAACAUUUUAAGAAAAAUAGUCCCAUUGUAACGAGAAUUAUGUCAUAAUUUUGGGGAUAAAAACUUGCGAAAUGGCAUUUUAUUACAAGACUAAAGUCAAAAUUUUAUGAAAAAACCCUUCUGUAGAACCCAUACUAUUCAGAUUUUUUUCUAAUAAAUUUACAGAUUUUUCCUUGUAAAAUAUAGCUUUCUUCCCAUAAUACAAUGUAUAUUUUUUAAAUUUGGCACAUUUUUUAGUGCUCCUUUUUGCAUUCAUUCAUCUGUUGUCUCCUGCACCCAAUAGUUGCCAUUCACAAUAAUUUUGGCGUAUCCAGUCCGGUAAAGUUGCUCAAGAAAUAUUUUGAGUUUGUUUUUUUUUUAAAUUCAGUUUCAAACAUCAAGUAUCUUUUUUUUUUUUUUUUUUUUUUUUUGCGGUGACAGCAAACGAUGACUCACACUUAAGUCGAUGACUCACAAGCAGUCUGUCUGCUUGAAAAGUUAUUUAUGCAUUACAUUGUCAUAAUGAAUAUUUUCAAAAGAUCACAACCUUUUAAGCCAAAAGUGAACAUUUUUGAAAAUUUCAUAUUCGAGAAGAUCCUUACUGCGUCCUGAUGUGAAUGCCCCCCUCCGAAAAAAGGGAAAAAAAAAAAUCUGCAAUUGACGUCUAUUGUUAAAAAGGCUUGCAAGUGCAUAUAGAAGCCACAAGAUGGCAUCAGAGGAGAUAUUUUUGCCUGACUAAAAAACUACCUCCCCUCACUUCAACGUAGUUGCCUGGUACCAAACUGCCACCAGGUGACGCCAAAGCAAUAUUUUUUAUACCUCCCCAAGAGCCAAUAGAUGUUUUUUUAUUUUUUUUUUCGAAGUAAAUAAAGGAUAAGUUCUGCCCCAAAUUUUCAGAUCCGACACCGCAAAUCUACUUCGCUGCUUUACAAAAAAAAUGUCAGUUCGACGCAGGGUUGACGCCCAUCAGAUUGCGCAUGUGUAACUUACGCUGCCUGACGCCAUUUUCGAGAUACAAACUCUAACAGAGUCGAGAUUUGCCUUUAAUCUAACAAAUUUUUACUGCUUUGAUAUGAUAAACCCCUGACGACGAGAAUAUCCUGUAUCAUCUUUUUUUCCAACAAGUGUGAAAUCAUCUGCGUGUCAAUUUCCAAUGUGUCUUUCUCAGCAUGUUCUUUUUGUCCUUCUAACCUCUUACGACCGUUGCAUCAUAACAGAUUUUAUUAAUAUUCACGCAAACAUACCAGCUCUAUUGACUGUCCUAUUACAAUAUAUUGUACAUAAUGUAUGCAAAAGAUCAAAGGAAUAAGGAAUAAAACCUUUGCCUCAUU
Molecule: messenger RNA, 3815 nt
Organism: Syngnathoides biaculeatus (alligator pipefish)
Lineage: Eukaryota; Metazoa; Chordata; Actinopteri; Syngnathiformes; Syngnathidae
Gene: stac
Product: SH3 and cysteine rich domain
Exons: 12
Coding region: 310-1650 (446 amino acids)
Biological process (GO): positive regulation of voltage-gated calcium channel activity; positive regulation of protein localization to plasma membrane; skeletal muscle contraction
Cellular component (GO): extrinsic component of cytoplasmic side of plasma membrane
Molecular function (GO): transmembrane transporter binding
Source: RefSeq, a predicted model, not a curated record